Molecule: messenger RNA, 1165 nt
Organism: Coregonus clupeaformis (lake whitefish)
Lineage: Eukaryota; Metazoa; Chordata; Actinopteri; Salmoniformes; Salmonidae
Exons: 2
Coding region: 68-958 (296 amino acids)
Source: RefSeq, a predicted model, not a curated record
GGUUUGCACAUGUCACCCACAGGAACCUCACAGUGUGACGGUGUUGGUCCCGGGGUCUGGGACCAAGAUGAUAUCAGUACGAUGUGAAGAGCCCCAGAGAAUAUACGACUUGCUGAAGAGGUAUGGGCUGAAAUGCUCCAAUGUCUGGGAUUCAACAAUAUCCCUGUCGGCCAGGUCUCCAUGUACAGCCCUGUGUGACCACAACAUGAAUAUAGUUCAUGUAAACAGGAUCCCCUACACCGACACAUUUGGUGAACAACAACCUGAUGUGUCGACCUUCUACCACAACAUGAAACACGUCCGAAUGAAAACCGAGCGCAAUGUACUGAGGCACAAACCCUACACCUUGUCUCGGCCCGCACCAACAGCUAUACCACCACUGCAAUUGUCAACGUCAACAGUCACUACCGAGGUCGAGUGCAUACCAGUUGCCCUGUACUACAACAACGACCUGGCGAAACUGAGAGAUGUCAUCAAGGCAGACGGUCGAUUUGUCCAGUGUGUAGAUCCAGCCUUCAGGGAUAGCGAGACAAGAGAUAGAGAUCCACACAUGGUGGAAGUGGAAAAUUCCAACACAGAUCUCAUAAUGGGCCCAGGGCUUAUAGAUGUAUCGGAUGACGAAGCCGAGGACACUGGAUCGGAGAACCCAUUUACCUGCUUCUGCUGCUACGCCACUGCUAACAUAUACCUUGAAUGUGGCCACCUGUGUUGUACAGCCUGUAUACAACAACUGAAGACCGAUGAUGGUGGUGGCUUCGCAUGCGGUAUUUGCAGGAAAGCGUCCAGCUUAUACAAGCCCAUGGAAAUAACACACUACUCUGACUGUAGGUGCACAGCAUGCUUGAAGCAGAAGCAAUGGGUCUCGGAUUGUGGCCAUUUAACAUGUACAUGCUACACCGUAAGAUGUAUUAUAUGUUCUACAUCAAUCACUGGCCUUCGAAGACUGUUUACUUCUUAAGGAGUAAAAGAGGAUACGUUGAGUUGAAUUGUAUUUGUAAGAACACAGUCAUGAGGGAUAUCAUGAGGGGAUAUAAUGUAGUCAUAAGAACUGUCAGUGGAAUGGCAAAACUGUAUAUACUGUUGUAAAUACGCCAUGUUGUACAAUACAUUGUAAACAGUACUCAGAUAUGUGACCUGUUAUCAAUAAACAACUCUGGACACCUUA